AUGAGUGUCCACGUGGCUCCAGAUAAUUCUGCAGUUUAUCUUGUCGAUCGAUGCAGUGUGAAAAGAGUUCUAUUAUCGAGUGGAAAUUUAACAACUGUUGCUGGUUUGAAUUUACAAUAUGGAGCUUGUGGUUUUGAUGGAGAAGGUUUGGCAACGAGUAGAAAAGUCAAUAGACCGAUGGAUGUUGCCUUGUUUACUCCAACUGUUGAUGAUCAAUUAUUAUAUAUUGCAGAUGCCAAUAAUAAUCGAGUUCGAAUGGUUUCGUUGACAAGUGGCGUGAUGUCCACUGUCGUAGGAGGAGUUGGUGAUGGAGGUCUAGCAGUGAAUGCUCGUCUCUUCUUCCCAAAAAGCGUCUUUUCAAAUAGUGUGGAUGGUUCCAUUUAUAUUGCCGAUUCAGAAAAUCAUCGCAUUCGAAAAAUUACAACAUCGACUGGAAGUAUUGACACCAUUGCAGGCAUUGGAACUGCAGGUUACAAUGGAGAUUUUUCAGAUGCCAAGAGCGCCAUGCUCAACUCACCCACCAGUGUGGUCGUUUCCAAACUUGGUGAAGUAUUUAUUGCAGAUUCUCGAAAUCAUCGAGUGCGAAAAAUUCUCACCAAUGGAACCAUUGUCACUCUUGCAGGAACUGGCACUGCAGGAUACAAUGGAGACUUUAUUCAGUCUACACAGAGUCAAUUGAACUAUCCAACUUCAUUGUUAUUGUCAGUGACAGAAAAGUACUUGUUUAUUGCAGAUACGAAUAAUCAUCGAAUUCGAAGAAUUUCAUUGCAGACUGGAAUGAUCACAACAGUAGCAGGAAACGGAAUUGGAGGAUUUGUGCCAAAUAGUGCUCAGCAGGAAGCAAUCGGAGUCGAUGCGAGAGAGACCCAACUGAACGGACCUCAUUCUUUAAGUAUUACCUUAAAUGGAGAAGUUUAUUUUUGUUGA
Molecule: messenger RNA, 927 nt
Organism: Naegleria fowleri
Lineage: Eukaryota; Heterolobosea; Eutetramitea; Acrasida; Naegleriidae
Exons: 1
Coding region: 1-927 (308 amino acids)
Molecular function (GO): protein binding
Source: RefSeq, a predicted model, not a curated record